Molecule: messenger RNA, 2777 nt
Organism: Corticium candelabrum
Lineage: Eukaryota; Metazoa; Porifera; Homoscleromorpha; Homosclerophorida; Plakinidae
Product: aldehyde dehydrogenase family 16 member A1-like
Exons: 15
Coding region: 2-2617 (871 amino acids)
Molecular function (GO): oxidoreductase activity, acting on the aldehyde or oxo group of donors, NAD or NADP as acceptor
Source: RefSeq, a predicted model, not a curated record
AAUGGCCACUCGCAGCAAAUCACGAGGACAUGAUGCGAGCGUCACCGUGGAGCAAUCUGCACCUAAGCAUCGGAAAAUUACAGAAAUUAUUCCAAAAGUUGCGGUGUCACGUCCUGAAUGCAAUGACGUCGGCGAGUCGAAAAAGGCAAAUGCGACUGUUGCAGAUAUCUUCGAGACGUUGGAGUACGGACCAGCACCGGAGUCCUCAGCUGCAGUAGAAAAAUGGCUAGAUGAACAUGACAGGGCGUUUGGCCAUUUUGUGAACGGACAAUGGCUCAAACCUGAAGGUCGGAAGACAUACACCAGCAGGAAUCCAGCUACUGGAGCUGUUCUUGCCACAACUGUUCAAGGAGAACUAGAAGAUGUUGAGACAGCUGUUAGUGCUGCAAGGAAGGCUUUUCAGUCAUGGUCAAAGCUGCCUGGCCAUGUGAGAGCAAGGCAUAUGUAUAGUAUUGCUCGUCACGUGCAGAAGCACAUGCGUUUGUUUGCUGUUUUGGAAAGUAUGGACAAUGGCAAGCCAAUAAGAGAAUCUCGUGAUGCAGAUGUUCCUCUGGUUGCUCGUCAUCUCUACCAUCACUCUGGCUGGGCGCAGUUGAUGAGCAGUGAAAUGGAUGGAUGGGAUCCAAUUGGUGUAGUUGGAGCUAUCGUACCAUGGAAUUUUCCAUUGAUGCUGAUGGCUUGGAAAGUGUGUCCUGCAUUAGCAAUGGGAAACACUGUUGUAUUGAAGCCGGCUACGUACACCAGAUUAUCUGCUUUACUCUUUGCAGAAGUGUGUAUCGAGGCAGGUCUGCCUCCUGGUGUUUUUAAUGUGGUUACUGGAAAUGGAGCAUUUGGAAGUCUCUUAGCUGGGCAUGAUGAUGUUGACAAAGUUGCAUUCACUGGUUCAACUGAGGUAGGUCAGUUGCUACGACGUCUCACAGCAGGAAGUGGCAAGCGUUUGUCACUAGAAUUGGGUGGGAAAUCUCCCUUUGUUGUAUUUGACUCUGCUGAUCUUGAUAGUGCAGUUGAAGGAGUAGUGGAUGCCAUCUGGUUUAAUCAAGGCCAGGUAUGUAGUGCAGGAUCACGGUUGUUAGUUCAGGAAAACAUAGCUGAAAAGAUGGUGCAAAAAAUCAAGGAUCGCAUGGGCCAUCUUCGUGUUGGAGACUCUCUGGACAAGUGCAUUGAUGUUGGAGCCAUAGUUGAUCCUCAACAGAGAAAGUCAGUGGAUGACUUAGUCCAGAAAGCACGAGAAGAACGAGCAGAGAUAUUUCAAUCAUGUGCUUGUAUGCCAUCACAUGGCUGUUUCUAUCCUCCUACUCUCAUCACAAAUGUUCAACCAGUUUCUAUUGUUGUGCAAGAAGAGGUGUUUGGUCCAGUUUUGACUGUUCUAACCUUUCGUACUCCAAAAGAAGCAAUUUCUCUGGCCAAUAAUACACGUUAUGGUCUGGGUGCAAGUGUCUGGACAGAGAACUUUAAUUUGGGUUUGGAAGUAGCAUUAAGCAUUAAGGCAGGCUCGUGCUGGAUCAAUGGGCACAAUAUGUUUGAUUCUGCUAGUGGGUUUGGUGGAUACAGGGAGAGUGGUUUUGGUCGUGAUGGUGGACAAGAAGGUUUAUAUGAAUAUGUGAAGCCUUCAUGGCAGGAGAGACCAAGGCCAAAAGUGGAUGAAGAAGCUGUAAAAGCAUUUGGAAAUUCGGUUCCUCCAAGGCCACUUAAUCCAUCCAAGGACCAGCACCAUCAUUAUGCUGUUACUGCUGAAAUAGAAGGUCACAAUGUUCCAAGCAUUGACCGAACAUUGAAGAUGUACAUUGGUGGUGCACAGAAGCGACCAGAUGCUCCAUAUGCUCGAUCUGUUGUCAGUCCCACUGGAGCUGUAGUCGGUCAGGUUGGAGAGGGAAAUCGUAAAGAUAUCAGAGAGGCUGUUGAGGCAGCACACAAGGCUGCCCCAGGGUGGGGCAAGCGUGCUUCUCACAAUCGGGCUCAGAUUGUCUAUUACAUUGCUGAAAACCUGGAACUGAGAUAUGAGGAGGUGGCAAAAAGGAUAUCGACUAUGACAAGCAAGUCUAUGGAAGAAGCAAAACAGGAAGUUGACCUCGCCAUACAAAGGCUUUUUCAUUGGGGAGCUUAUGCUGAUAAAUAUGGUGGAAACGUACAGGAAACUAAUUUGUAUGGCUGUACUGCUCGAAUUCACGAACCCGUUGGAGUGAUUGGCAUUGCUUGUCCAGAUGACUAUCCUUUGCUUGGAUUUGUUUCGCUUUUUGCUCCAGCUGUUGUAAGAGCAAAUACAAUAGUUAUUGUUCCCAGUGAGAAGUUUCCACUCAGUGCAACGGAUUUGUAUCAGGUAUUUGACACAUCGGAUCUUCCUGGUGGUGUUGUCAAUAUUGUAACAGGCUCAAGAGAUCACCUGACAAAGUAUCUUGCUGAGCAUCAGAAUGUUGAUGCUGUGUGGUAUUUCGGAUCAGCAGAGGGUAGUAAAUUUGUGGAAGAUGUGUCAACUGUCAAUGUCAAGAGGACGUGGGUCAACUAUGGUCUAGGAAGAGACUGGAAAGAUCAGAAACAAGGGCAAGGAGAAGAGUUCCUCCUUCAUUCCACUGAAUGCAAAAACAUUUGGAUCCCAAUGGGUGAGAUAUUUGCCAACUAGUGUGAAGACUCAAGUUUUUGUCUUAUUCCAUGCAGACUGGUUUGUGUAAAUCACAAUUUUGCAGUGUUAACAUUUUUCUAUUGUGCAAAUGUUUCCUCUUUUCAACGCCAAUGUGAAUGAGGAGGGAUGACCAAAUAUUACUGGCACUUUCAUCCAACAA